AUGCCGAGGGUGAAACCCGAGCCGGUGGAUGACCCCGGUCGCGGGGUUGUUUGCCAUGCCGAAAUUGCGAACAAGUCGAGUAAUGUUGACAGCAUCGUUAACACAAGUUAUCUCCAACAACUCCUCACUCCAGGAACAUCACCUGAGCUCCUUGAGAAUGGUGUCAGCAUCGGUACACGAGUCCUUAAAAGUCUGAAGGAGCCACUAGAGGGCGGGGCUGCAGAAGCCGCAGGUUCGGAAUGGCUGAAGUCUAUCGUUGAUCUCGAAGCGCUUGCAAAGCCCACGCGCACCAUCGUAGGUGUCGUGGGAAAUACAGGGGCCGGAAAGUCGUCUGUGAUCAGUGCCGUGCUCGAUGAGGAAAGGCUCCUCCCCACCAACUGCAUGAGAGCAUGCACCGCCUCCCCGACCGAGAUCUCAUACAACUACUCAGAAAGCCCCGAGGAGUUGUAUCGUGCUGAGGUCGACUUUAUCGCCGCUGAUGACUGGAUCAAAGACCUCCGCGGUCUCUAUAGCGACCUUCUCGACGGCAGUGGGGAAAUCUCUCGCGAGUGCACGAACCAGGAUAGCGAUGCCGGCGUUGCGUACGCCAAGAUCAGGGCUGUCUAUCCCAAGAUGACCAAAGAGAUGAUCACCCAAGCAACCCCCGAGGCUCUCGCCGACCAAGCCACUGUCCGACAGGUGCUUGGGACCGUCAAGAAGCUUCGGGCAACCACGGCCGCGAGCUUAUAUCGUCAAUUGCAAAAUUAUGUCGACAGCAAGGAGAAGGACACCGAGAGGCGCAUGGAGUAUUGGCCUCUGAUCAAGGUUGUCCGCAUCUUCACCAAGGCCUCUGCCCUGGCCACUGGCGCUUGCAUCGUCGACUUGCCCGGUGUCCAGGACUCGAACGCGGCUCGUGCUGCCGUUGCCGCCAACUACAUGAAGGCCUGUACCGGCCUGUGGAUCGUCGCCCCAAUUACCAGAGCAGUAGACGACAAGACUGCUAAAUCCCUUCUAGGCGACUCUUUCAGGCGCCAGUUGAAGUACGAUGGCACAUACUCCGCCGUGACUUUCAUCUGCUCCAAGACGGACGACAUUUCUGUCACUGAAGCGUCAGAGAGUCUGGGCAUCGAAGAGGAGAUCUCAGAGUCCUGGUCUAGGAUCCAAGAGCUCUCGGACGACAUCCGGAGGCUCAAGUCUGACAUUGCAGACCUCAGGGAUGAGCGAGAUGCUUGCAACGAUCUUGUCGACAAAAUUGAGCAGACCUGGGACAAGUGGGAGACCUUGGCCAGCAAGCUGGCUGACGGUAGCACCGUGUACCCGCCCCCCAACACGCCCACCAAAAAACGCAAGCGGCGGUUUGAACCAAAACGCAGCCGUAAGAAUCGCACUUCCAGUGAUCUCGACAGCGACUUUUCCGAUACGGACAGCUCAGACUCCAGCGAUAAGGAAAACCAAGAGCGCAUGGCUGAAGACAGUGAACCACUGACCGAGGAUCAGAUCGAGGCCAAGCUCGCGUCUCUGAAGGCCGAGAAGAAGGAGGUCCGAGUGAAGAAGAAGGAGAUUGAGGAGCAAGUCAAGACCACCCGUGAGAAGAUUAAGGAGUUUGUCACGGAGAAAGAAAUGCUGCUCGCUGAGGUGAAGGCUGUUUGCAUCCAGGGCCGCAACGAAUAUUCGAGACGGGCAAUCAAGCAGGAUUUUGCGAUGGGCAUCAAAGAGCUCGAUCAAGAGAACGCGGCAGAGGAGGAUGAAGCUAACUUCGACCCCGAAACCGACCUUCGAGACUAUGACGCGGUUGCCGCAUCCCUCCCCGUAUUCUGCGUCAGCAGCCGUGCUUUUCAGAAGCUGAGCGGCCGACUCCAGAAGGACGACUUCAACGGAGGCGGCUUCCAAUCACUCGACGAUACCGAAAUUCCCCAAUUGCAGGCGCAUGCCAAGAAGCUCACUGAAGCCGGCCGAGCUGCCAACUCUCGGCGCUUCCUCAACGACCUCAUGCAGCUCCUCAACUCAAUGACCAUGUGGGCUUCCGACGACGGAACAGGGUCAACCUUGUCCAACGCAGACAAGACAAAGGAGGAAACGCGCCUGCUGAAGCAACUUCGCAGGAUAGAGCAGGAACUUGAAACUGCGCUGGAAGAAUGUCUGACAUCUGUACGAGAAGUUUUGGACGAGAGCAUUUUUGAGAAUUUUCACAAGUACAUACCAGCGGCGGUCGAAGCAGCCCUGCCGACGGCGACGCAAUGGGGGGCCCACAGAUCGACGGGCGGCUUGCUAUGGGCGACUUACAAGGCCACUUGCAGGAGGAAUGGUGUCUUUGCCGGCGCUUCGGGCGCUCGCGACUUCAACGACGAGCUCUUCAGCCCCAUUUCGAAGCACCUCGCCAAUGGCUGGGAACGUGCUUUCCAACGCCGUCUUCCGGUGGCCCUUGAUAGCUUCCUCCGCGUCAUAAAGGCGUGCAUAGAGAAGUUCCACCGCGAUGCUACCGAGCAGGCGAGGGAGCGCGGCACCCAAUACACCGGCCUAAAUAUGCUGACUCAACAACUCCGUGGACAUUCGCAGAGCGUCGCGGAUAUGAAGGCAUCCGUUCUGGGCCUGGCACAGGAGCUACAGCGGGAAGCCAGCCGAAGCUUUACACCCGUCAUCCAGGGAGAGAUGACACCGGCCUACGAAGGCUGUGUGGCCGAGCGAGGUCCCGGAUCCUACAUGCGCAUGAAGAACCUUAUGCUGACGCACGUCACCAACCAGCGCGGAGUCAUGUUUCGGGCCGCCACCGAUCACGUACAGGAGCAGCUCGAAGGCAUGUGCGAGCAGAUCGGCGCGGAAUUGGAGGCCAGCAUCCAGGGCCUGCGAGAACGGCUCACGCGCGACUACCUGGCGGUGCUUGUCGGCGUCGAUGCUUCUUCUGAUGGCCUGGGGCCUUCCCGUGUUGAGAUGAUGCUGCGUGGCGAGAUGGCGCUGUUGUUGCGCAAGGCGGAUCGCUUUUUCGCUGAGCUUUUCCCUGGCCAGGGGGACAGGUGUCCUAAGGACGAGGAGGAUGGCGGAGACUUCGAUGGUGACAAGAAGAAGCAUGAUGAUGACUUUGUCAAAGAGGAACCGGAGGCGGCGACGCAGGACUCCAUCACGGUCGGGUGGGAGUCGGACUGA
Molecule: messenger RNA, 3120 nt
Organism: Chaetomium globosum CBS 148.51
Lineage: Eukaryota; Fungi; Ascomycota; Sordariomycetes; Sordariales; Chaetomiaceae
Exons: 6
Coding region: 1-3120 (1039 amino acids)
Source: RefSeq, a predicted model, not a curated record